UUCUCGUCGCUACCCAACUAUGCGGGCGGCACUGACGGCGCCGCGCACUCACCGCAAGAGUUGAUGAGUCCCCGCCGCGUGCCCAAGCCCGCCCGCCCCGCCAUGCUCUCGGGCAUGGGCAUGGGGGGGGCGCCGACGGGCAGCUAUCAGGCGUCGUCGCGCGGCGAGGCGGAGGUGCUGCGCGGCGUGCUGGCGCUGCUGGAGGCGGUGCGGGACGACGACGUGGCGCGCGUCAACCGCAUCCUGCAGGACGCGCCCUCGCGCACCGCGCUGCUGCACUGCGCGCACCCUGGCACGGGGCGGGCGGCGCUGCACGAGGCGGUGGUGGCGGGCAGCGUGGACGCCGCUGCUGCGCUGCUCGAGUGGGGGGCCGACCCCGAUGGGGGGCACGCGUCGCAGAUGCCGCCCAUACUGCUGGCGGUGCAGGCGGGCAGUGAGAAGGCGGUGACGCUGCUGCUGUCACACGGCGCCGACAUCAACGCUCACGACGCGCAGCUCUGCACCGCGCUGCACUACGCCUGCGCUGACGCCCACCGGGGCAUGAUAAAGCUGCUGCUGGUGGCGGGCGCCAACAUGUAUGCGCGCAACAGCGACGGGCUGCUGCCGCAGCAGCUGGCGUCCACGGACCGCAUCCGAGCGCUCUUCUCCAAGCUGCACGACUACCACCACCGCCACGGCCUCCUGCCUCCCCAUGCUCACCUCGCCUCCUCCGCCACGCCCGCUGCUGCCAUGGCCGCGUCCCCCCCCGCCAGCCCUGGCGGCAUGGACCGGCGCAGCCCGCAUGAGGGGGGGCUGCUGGGGGACGACUCGUGGGACGACCAAGGCGUAAACGGUGUGGCGUCGCACCGAGUGGCGUCCCCCCGCGCCGGCAUGGCGCGCAUGAGGGCCGCCGCCUCCGCUGCUGUCGAGGCCGCCACUGGGGGCGGCGCGGGCAGCAUGCGCGGACGCUUGGCGGGCGACCGGUGGGGGGGGCGCGGGGAUGAGUGGGGCAGCGGGGGGGGCAGUGAGAAGGAGGCACGGCGGGGGGGACGAGGGGAGGAGGGGUAUGAGAGUCCUGCGGAGAUGGUGGAGAGCAACGAGCAGAUCUUCCAGCAGGCGUGGGAGAACGACCGCCACGACGACUCGCCCGCUCUCCCCUGGCCCUCGCCCUCGCCCUCCGCCUCCUCGCCUGCCGCCCCCUCCGCCACCACCCCGCCCAGCAGUAGCAGCAGCACGGGUGGGAGGGGCGGAGGCGCGGAAGGGGAGGAAGCAGCGCCGACGGCAGCGGUGGCGCGGCGGCAGGUGCAGAUGCACGUGAGGGACGCGGCACGCACGCUGUCGGUGGAGUCGGGGGGCGCGCACUACCAGCGCCGCAUCGUGGCAGCAGCAGCAGCAGGGGACGCCAGCAGCAUGUCGGACGCCGAGGGUGGCUCUGGCCCCCGCACCCGCCACGCCCCCGCUGCCGCCUCCCUCAGCGCCGGCGCCCGCGGCGAGGUGUCCCGCCUCGCCCGCCCCCGCAACUUUGCAGACUUCCGCGCGGAGCGACUUGUGGGUGGCGGGGCGGGGGGCGCCGGGGGAGGGGGACCCAGCACCCCCAGGGGCGGGGCAGGGACGCCAAGAGGAGGGGAGGGGGGCGGGAGGGCAGGAGGGGGGGGAGGAGCCGGGGGGGCAUCCACGCCCAGGAGGGUGGGCGCUGAGCGAGUGGGGUCGGAUGAUGACGUGGAGGAGAGGGCGGCAGGGGGAGGGGGAGGGGGAGGGGGGGGGGGAGGGCAGCGAGAGAAGGGGAUGGGAGGGCGUGUGGGGCCGGGGGGCAGUGGCGUGGAGAGGCGGGGGGCAUCCACCCCGCGCGCCGUGCGCGACAACCCCUAUGCCUCCUGGAACGGCGGCGCCCUGCCAGACAGAGGCUCCCUGGCGGACAGGAGUGGGGGGAGCGCGGGCAGUGCGGGGGACAGGCAGCCACACAGGUCAGUCAGCUCAGAAGAACGGCAGGGGGAGGGGAUGGGGAGCGGGGGGAAGGGGGGAGGGGGGAAAGGGGCAGCGCAUUUGAGGCAGGUGAGGGACAGUGGCAGUGCGGACAGUGACAGCGAGGUGGUAAGCCGGCGGUCUCGCGCCAUCAAGGCUGCAGCCGGGGGCGGCCCCUCCACGCCCUCACGCUCCCCUCCCCCCUCCGACUUCUCCCGCCGCUUCUCCUCUCUGCGCGUGGCUGAUGGCGCCGGGCAGCGCGCCGGCAGCCCCGGCAGCAGUGCGGGCGGCGAGGAGGACGCGGGCAGGCGCGGGGGCGCAGGCAGUGCAGGCAGUGCGAGGCCGAGGAGUCCGCUGAGGGGCGCGCAGGCAGCGCCGUGCGACGACGACAGCAGCCCGCGCACGCCCACCGGUGGAUCGGCUCCCCCAUCGGGUGCAACGGCUGGGGGAGGUGGCGGCAGCAGCAGUGGCGGCGGCGUUGGCGGGGGGCGCAUGACUCCGCGGGGGGGCCGCGAGCGCAGGUCCGUGAAGUUCGCCGUGCCCGAGGGGGGCGACCGCGACCGGGGCAGGCCCGGGAGCAGUGGCUUGGACGAGGGAGGUGCGAGCGAGGGCAGGGGGAAAGGCAAGGACGCGAGCGAGAGGGCAGAGAGAAAGGAGCGCAGCGAUCGCAAGUGCCAGUCGUUUGUGCCGCCGUCGUCAGCUGGUGCAGGCAGGAAGAUGGGUGCGGCAUCGGUGUCCGAGGAGGACCUGAAGCUCAUCCGCACCGACUGGCGCGACGACGCUGCCAGGAACGGGUGUGUUGCGUGCGGGCAGGUGCAGUGCGAGUGCAAGACCCGGCCCGAGAACAGAGGUGCUGCGGCGAAGACAGGCACGGGGGAUGAUGUGAAGGCGGGAGGGAGCAAGGAGGGCAAGGAGAAAGGCGGGGGGAAGGAGCAGGAGAAGCAGGAGAAGGCGGGGCAGAAAGAGGCAGGGGGGCAGGGUGGGGAGGAGGAGGAAGACGAGGCGGUGCCGGAGGAGCUGCUGCAGGACGACCCCGAGGUGUCCCCGCUGGGCACCAUGAAGUGGAAGCGCGGCGAACUGCUGGGUGAAGGGGCGUACGGCAAGGUGUUUCUGGGGCUGAACGAGCGCACGGGCGAGCUGAUGGCGGUGAAGCAGAUGAAGAUCAACGCGGGCGACGAGCGCGCCAUGCACAUCGCAGCCUUGGAGCGCGAGAUCGUGCUGUACCGGCGCAUGCGGCACCGCCACAUAGUGGGGUACAUCGACAUGGAGAAGGACCCCUCCGACGGCUCCAUCUACAUCUUCCUCGAAUUCGUCUCCGGUGGCUCCAUCCACAGCAUGUUGGAGAAGUUUGGCAAGUUCAGCGAGUCGCUGGUGCGCGUGUACACUCGGCAGCUGCUGCUGGGGUUAGAGUAUCUGCACCGCUGCAAGAUCAUUCACCGCGACAUCAAGGGCGGCAACGUGCUCGUGGACCGUGAUGGGGUCAUCAAGCUCGCUGACUUUGGGGCCUCCAAGGCGUUUCAGGAGGGGACGGUGGGAGAGGGGUGCAAGUCGAUCCGCGGGUCGGUGUUCUGGAUGGCGCCCGAGGUGAUCACGGGCGCGGGGUACGGCCGCAAGGCCGACAUCUGGAGCCUCGGCUGCACCGUCAUUGAGAUGCUCACCGGCAGCCACCCAUGGCCGGGCAUGGACAACACGUGGUCGGCCAUAUUCCACAUCGCCAAGACCACCACGGGCCCGCCCACCCCUGAGGAGAGCAGCGACGAGGGCCGUGACUUCCUCGCCGCCUGCUUCCAGCUCGACCCCGCCCUCCGCCCCUCCGCCGCCCAGCUGCUGCAGCAUCCCUUUGUGCAGGUGCCCGACACGCCCCGGGAUGCACGCAUGGCCGGCUUCGGAUGA
This is a messenger RNA of Closterium sp. Naga37s-1, 3834 nucleotides long. NCBI's taxonomy places the organism in Eukaryota, Viridiplantae, Streptophyta, Zygnematophyceae, Desmidiales, Closteriaceae. The record is from the annotation of a GenBank genome assembly.